UCCUCCGUGACCCCAAAGGCAUGGAUGCUCAUGGCGAAAUGGUACAUCUCCUGGAGCCAAGCUACUCCGUGCGAGACAGCGAUGAUCACCAGCCUUCUUGAUCAGACGCUACCGAGCAUUCCCUUCCUCCGGCACAUCUGAGGGCCCCAAACUCCCGACCCUGUCACUGGCAUCAGUCCAUGACCAAGUGACCUCUCGCUGAAACCUCGCGGGCGGCCAUGGCGAAGGCGAAGCCACAGAGGCCGAAGCCGCCGCGGGCGGCUAGCCGGCGGCUCCUCGGUGUUGGUGGGCUCGGCAUCGCGGCGGCGGCCUACGUCGGCGUGGACUACCUGCGGUACCUCUCGCCGGCGUGGCACGACCGGCUGCAGCCGGCGCUCUGGGCGGCGCUGGCGCUCGCCGCCGCGGCCCGCGCCCCCUUCUACCGCCACUGGGCUGCCGAGCUGAGGGCCGCGCUUCCCUUCCUGGGAUCCAUCGCCUUCAUGCUCACCGCCUUCCUCAGCGAGACCAUCUCCGUCCGCUUCGUCUCCGCCGUCAUGGGGCUCCAGUGGCACAGAUCUGCUGCACCGCUUCCUGACACUGGUCAAUGGCUGCUUCUAUCACUGAAUGAGAAGCUCCCUCAAAGCGUGGUUGAUUUACUCAGAGCUCAUGUUAUCACUCUUCACCAUUAUUUGAUGUUGUUUAUCAUGCUGGGGUUCUCAGUUCUGUUUGACUGCAUCAAAGCUCCUGGUCUUGGUAUAGCCACAAGAUAUAUGUUCACUAUGGCAAUUGGUCGUUUGCUUCGGACGAUAACAUUCAUAGCUACUAUUCUUCCAUCUGCAAGACCUUGGUGUGCUGCAGCUCGUUAUCAAAUACCUGAGCAUCCUCAUCCUUGGGCACAGAAAUAUUAUGUUCCAUAUGCUUCUGAUUCAAAUGCUAUUCGUAGAGUCAUAACGAAUGAUAUGGCCUAUGCUGCUGUUCAAGCUUACCCAGGUGAGUAUAGGCCUGACUGGGGACGAAUGAGCUUCCUAGUAGACAUUUUGAGACCAACUAUUGGAGAAGGUCCUUCAUGGUACCAUCUUUUAAAGAGAGCUAGUGGCGGUUGCAAUGACCUUAUGUACAGUGGACACAUGCUUGUUGCUGUUCUUACUGCAAUGGCGUGGACGGAAGCAUAUGGGGGCUGGAUCUCUGUCACGAUAUGGCUUCUCGUCCUUCACAGCGCGCAGAGGGAGAUACGGGAACGGCACCACUACAGCGUGGACUGCGUCGUGGCCAUCUACGUCGGCGUCCUCCUGUGGAGGAUGACGGGUUUCAUCUGGUCUGCCAGAGAUGCCAGCCGAGCCAGGAGGCUCGCCAAGCUCGACAAGGUCCAGAGCAGGCUGAUCCACGCUGCCAAGGACUCGGACAUCGACGAGAUCAGGGGCCUGCUGAAGGAGGUCGAGCUGGCUGGCCAAGAAAGGCAGGGCUUCUCACAGAGGGUUAUCCUGGCCUUCGCUGCCGCGACGAUUAUCUUCACAUUGUCCUGUGUUCUCCUUGCCUUCACAAUGACCAGCGAUGGUUGACUCUGAGUCUUACAUGAAGCCCUUGUAUCUGAAUGUUAGCCUUACACCAAUGAUGAGAUUGAUACACUAGUCAAAAAUAUGCCAAUAGACAAGUCUCCAGGCCAGAUGGAUUUAAUGAUCUUUUCAUGAAACAAUGCUAUCAUUUCAUUAGAGAGGAUUUCUACUGUCUUCACAA
This is a messenger RNA of Phragmites australis (common reed), 1713 nucleotides long. RefSeq names its product protein PHLOEM UNLOADING MODULATOR-like. Gene Ontology annotation, biological process: ceramide biosynthetic process. The record is from RefSeq and is a predicted model, not a curated record. Lineage: Eukaryota; Viridiplantae; Streptophyta; Magnoliopsida; Poales; Poaceae. Gene Ontology annotation, cellular component: endoplasmic reticulum membrane; Golgi membrane. Bases 219 to 1538 code for a protein of 439 amino acids. The transcript is spliced from 5 exons. Gene Ontology annotation, molecular function: sphingomyelin synthase activity; ceramide cholinephosphotransferase activity.